This is a messenger RNA of Carassius gibelio (silver crucian carp), 1034 nucleotides long. RefSeq lists its product as uncharacterized. The record is from RefSeq and is a predicted model, not a curated record. Lineage: Eukaryota; Metazoa; Chordata; Actinopteri; Cypriniformes; Cyprinidae. The transcript has 3 exons. The coding region runs from base 160 to 858 and encodes 232 amino acids.
UAAUGAGUGUGAGCACCUGCAGCUUCAGUUUUAAAAAUACCACUUCUCAAAAAAAGCUCUAGUGCUGAAAUCUACAGUGUGCAUUCACUCACACAGAGACGUUCGAGCUCUUCAGAUAACAGUACCUCAGAACAAACCAGUAACAGACCAGAAAGAACCAUGAUAAGUACCAGAACAGUUUGUUUUGUGUAUUUUGCAUUGCUCUUCGGAUCGGCACAUGCUGAUGGCCCAGCAAAUGAAAUCACCACCACCAACACAACGGUCCCAGAAGGCGACAAUAAUAGUAUAAAAACAGAAAGCACAUCUAUGACAAUGGUCACAAAUGUGUCCUUGAAAACAACAAAUAAUAACAGAGAUUCAUCAAAACUAACAUCUUCAAAUACAGUCUGCACUCCGGCCACUUCUAAACCUAAGGAAGGACAUUGUAUUCUCUUUCUACCCACUAAUACACACAGCCUGCCACUGAUUGCGGCUGCUCUCACAGUGGGCUGCUUGGCAUUGUUGCUGACCACGCUGAUAUGCGCCUGUCAGGUUUGUCACCUGAGAGGAAUUAUCUCUAGUCUCCAGUCUCGUUACGACAGCAUUGACCGACAUGCCAGAAGAGAGAAGAGUGAAUCACCAUGCCGGGAUGAAUGCCAAGUGGACAGGCAUCCAACUGAGACCUGCUUCCUGCUAUCAGAGGUCACCACAGCACAAGAGGAGCGUGAAGAGGAUCAGGAGAACAAGACUGAGGAGAAGAAUGACACAGAGCAGCCCAGCACUGAGCCGCCUGUGAUGGACCCGAAUGGAGACAUCACCCAAGAGAACAGUCCUGAGUCUGAUGCUAAAGCACCAGAGAGCCCCGACACAGGGGAGUGAUCACGAGCAGACACUUAAACUGGUGUCACAACUCCCCCUGGCGGCAUUUCAAGUCUGCACCUGCUUAAGCUUCAACUGUUAUCUACUGCAUAUGUCUGAGAUAUGAAAGUAUACAAUUCUACUGUAUUCUAUAGUUAAAUUCUAGAAGUAUAAAAUUCUGAAAAUACUGCAAUUAA